This is a messenger RNA of Pimephales promelas (fathead minnow), 3013 nucleotides long. It is a transcript of the gene safb, whose product is annotated as scaffold attachment factor B. Gene Ontology annotation, biological process: regulation of mRNA processing; regulation of transcription by RNA polymerase II. Gene Ontology annotation, molecular function: sequence-specific DNA binding; RNA binding. The record is from RefSeq and is a predicted model, not a curated record. Lineage: Eukaryota; Metazoa; Chordata; Actinopteri; Cypriniformes; Leuciscidae. Gene Ontology annotation, cellular component: nucleus.
UGGUUGUCGACUGCGCCAUUUUGCUUCGAGUGAGAAACGCUGUAUAUCGUGUUCUGUCUACAAUCCGGUGAGUGCUCGCGGGGUAGAAAGAGACUCAUUGGUCUAUUUCCACGAUUUUAUUCACAAAACGAAAACAUGUCAGACUCUUCGACAGCAGAUGUGGUGUCUGUAGAGGCGGGGGUUCGUAAGUUAUCGGAGCUGAGAGUGAUCGAUUUGAAGGCCGAGCUGAAGCGCCGAAAUCUCGACAUUAGCGGCAACAAGAGCCUGCUUUCAGAGAGACUCAAAAAGGCUAUUGAAGAAGAGGGCGGAAAUCCAGAUGAGAUUGUUGUACACCUUGAAAUAACGCCUAAGAAAACACCUAGGCGAACUUCAAAAGGAAAGGGCAAAGAUGAACCUGAUGAGGCUGAAGAUGGCACCCUUGAGGAGGACUCUGUUGAUGGCCAGGAGGACCCAGAUGCUAUCCCAGAUAACCUUCAUGAGAUGGAUAUCAUGGACAUGAAUGUUCUGGAUGAAGCCGAUAUGGGCAACGAAGGUGGGCCUGAUGGAGACGAAUAUGACGAAGAGGUCCUAGAUACUUUAUCAAAUGAAGAUAAUGCAGGCAGCCCGAGGGAGGAUGCCGCAAAUAACCACGAUGCGGAGGAUGCUGAUGAUGUAGUUCUGAGUAAAUCUGAUGUGGAGGAGGAAAUAAAGGCUAAUGACACAGACAUGGAUGAAAACCAGGAAGUGCCGUGUCAGCAGGAGGAUGAUGCAGAGCCUGGAUGCGAGGACACCAAAAGCAAAAAAGAAAGUGAGAAAGUAGCCGGGUCUUGUAUAUCAGAGCCACUUAAGGAAGACUUCGCUGAAGAGCCGACUGAAGACGAGAAAUCUUCAGUCUGGGAUUCUCACAAAGAGGAAGACAAUGUGCACGACCUUGCUAGCGCAGAGGAGGCCGCCAAUUUGGAAGCGGGAUCGCCAGCCUGCGAAAUGGAGGUUGACGCAUCAAAGCAAAGUGAAGUCGAUUCAGCAAGCAAGGACCAAGAAAACGUUCAGGACAAUUUGGUGGACUCUGAGAGCACUUCCACUCAGGCCGCUAAUGCUAGCGAAACAUGUCUGCGCGAUAUCGAAAACGCAGUUGAUUCGGAAAUGGCGUCUAAAGGAGAAGCGGACGAGGAAUGCAAGAAGACUGAACCUGCUGAGUCUUCAGAAGUCAAAGAGUCCUCUGUAGAGGGUGGUGAUGAUCAGAAAAAGAGCGGUGAGGAGGAUACAUCAACCAAGCCUGAGUCGAAAGAUGAUAAAGGUAGCGCUGCUGCUAGCGGAAAGAACCUCUGGGUCAGUGGACUCUCUUCAACCACAAGAGCGACAGAUCUGAAGAAUCUGUUCAGCAAAUAUGGCAAGGUUGUUGGCGCGAAAGUAGUAACGAACGCCCGAAGCCCAGGGGCUCGCUGCUAUGGGUUUGUUACGAUGUGCUCUACUGAGGAGGCCACAACGUGCAUCAGCCAUCUGCACAGAACCGAACUGCAUGGCCGGAUGAUUUCAGUUGAAAGGGCCAAGAACGAGCCUGCUGGGAAGAAGCCUGCUGAAAAAAGCGAUGCCAAAAAGCCUGGCAGUGACAGAAGACUCUCCUCGGACUCGAAGACUGAGAAAUCUGAGAACAAGGAUGAGAAGUCUGAAAACUCUGAUGGAAAAGAACAAGGAGGAGAGAGAACUGUUGUGAUGGACAAGUCAAAAGGAGAGCCAGUCAUCAGCGUGAAGACAAAAAGCAAAGAACGAAGCACUAAGAGUCGUGACCGCAAAUCCUCUAGCAAGGAUAGGAAGGACAUUUUGUCAUUUGACCAAAUCAAGGAGCAGAGAGAGAGAGAGCGUCAGAGGCAGAGGGAACGAGAGAUUAGAGAAGUGGAGAGACGCAGGCACUCUGGCUCGCGAGACCGCGACAGCCGUUCGGAACGCGAGCGCAUCCGCCUCUUUCGGGAGCGGGAGGAGAGGGAGAGACUGUUGAGGAAGCGCAACUUUCUGGAGGUGGAGAAACAGCGUCUGGAUGCCGACCGCAGGGAGCGCGAGUUCCUUGAGCGCGAACGUCUCCGAAUUGAGUAUGAGCGGCGACGCGAGCAGGAACGCAUUCAUCGGGAGAGGGAGGAGCUGAGACGGCAACAGGAUCAGCUACGCUUUGAACAGGACCGACGUCCCAUCAAGAGGCCUUUUGACAUGGAUGGCAGAAAAGAUGACUGGCAGAUGAAGAGAAUGACAAUGGAUGAUCGCUAUGGACGGUCGGACUUUGGACGCCAAGACCGCUACCAAGACUUUGACCACCGAGACCGCAGCCGCUAUCAGGAUGAUGUGCUAGACAGGAGAGACAACCGAGGUGGUAUGUCAGGAGACAACCAGCACUUUUCAGAUCGGGAAAGACAUGGCAGGGACAGUCGUGACAAUUGGGGUGGCGGAUACGACAAGCGUGGGAUGAAUCCCAUGAGGCCGGUGCCAGGCAGUCGUGACAACAGGGACUGGGAGCCUGGCCGUAAAAUGGACACGGACAGAAACUGGCAAGGAGCAGACCGAGGUGUUCCGGGACAGGGUCACAUGGCACGAGGUGGAAUGGCAAGCCGAGGUGGAUACAUACAGACAGGGACAGCCCAGUCACUCUCUGGAGCUUUAAAUCGACCGAAUCAAAUGAUUCAGGGUAGCGGUAUACAAGGUGGCGGAGCCUUUGGUCGACGCUAUUAACUUAAAUAUCUGUUAUGUGAAAAGAAACUUUGCAGCUUGUACAUUUGCCAAUCAUGCUUUGUUGUUGUAUUUUUAAGUCCACUUUUAUUUUGAUGGUGUAAAGACAAACAGAUAAUUGGUUAGAUUUUUUUUUAAUUAUUAUUAUUUUUGUCCUCCCCUCCAUUCCACGUUUAGAUUUUAGGCUUUUCUGUUUUUCACUUGUUGAAUGCUCAGGAACGUUUUGCUAAAAUGGAACCUGUCUUUAAAACCAUGAAAUUGUUGUUCAAUUGUUUUUGAUGUUACAAUAAAAGUGUGGAGUUUUCUUUACACAAAGGUG